Messenger RNA from Trichoplax adhaerens, 837 nucleotides. RefSeq lists its product as uncharacterized. Lineage: Eukaryota; Metazoa; Placozoa; Uniplacotomia; Trichoplacea; Trichoplacidae. The transcript has 2 exons. The record is from RefSeq and is a predicted model, not a curated record. Bases 1 to 837 code for a protein of 278 amino acids.
AUGGGAAGUAAGACUUUUAUCUCCCUAAUAGUUCUACAGUGGAUGUGGAUAUUGAUGCAAGUUGAUUGCCUUAAUGAGACACCCUUACAUGAUCCAACAAAAGACGCAAGAAAAUGCUUAAGUCAAUGCCGUCUAAGUAUAGAAGACGAAGAGGCAACCAGAAAGACGUUUAAGGCUAAAGUUAGCGUAGAUACUGUCAGAGUUCUGUAUUUCAACUUUCUUAAUAGUACUAAGCAGCCAAUUUAUAGUUUCUUCCAUGGUGAUAAUAAAUAUGCUUGGGUGAAACCCCAUUAUGGCAGAUCUUUAUUUGCUAUGCCGAUGAAUUAUGUUAUAAGCUGCUUCUAUAUUCCUGGGCUAUUUCACGAUUAUUUAAAUGUAACUAUAGAACAGCCUUGGCCAAGAUGUAUUGAAGAAAUUGAGCCAUACUGUCGAGAAGUAGUCAUCUUUGAUGUGCUAGAAAGUUUAAUACGAAUUGGAGAAUGUUCUAGCAGCCAAGGUUGCGAAACCUUGUGUCGAAGAAAUUUUUCUUACAGCCUAAGUCAUUCUUUGCUAGACGAAAAAUAUAGCUGUUGCGGGCCAAAAGACUUCCAAAAUGAUAGCCUUCUAUAUAUGAAUUGCAUAGAAGAAAAUCUACGUAGCGCUCAAGACUUUAUUACAAUGUUUUAUUGUAUAAGAGUCUUUAGUGCUUUCCUGACAAUUCCUGUAGGGUAUUAUGUUUGCUCAUUAAUUAUACGCUUUAGUGGAGGUCGACUUAACGCUAAUACUUUGACACCAAAUAAAAUUUGGGGAAAUAACCGAACAACAAUUUAUUUUAAAACAAAAUGGAGAGAAGUAUAA